Molecule: messenger RNA, 473 nt
Organism: Dreissena polymorpha
Lineage: Eukaryota; Metazoa; Mollusca; Bivalvia; Myida; Dreissenidae
Exons: 4
Coding region: 13-411 (132 amino acids)
Source: RefSeq, a predicted model, not a curated record
UGUUUUACCGCAAUGGAAAUGUGGUGUAUGUCAGAGCCCAAAAUCAACUCCUUCCUUUCCCUCCCAGACGGGUUCGCAGACAGCGCGACAUAUAAUGGCUCUGAUUUGGACACCAAUGUAGAUGUGACACGACCAGGCAAUCCCAGACAGAGAAGCCCAUGCUUCGACAGUCGCGAGAUGUGGAUACUCUCACAAAUGUGUCACCCGUCUGUAAAUGGAGGUUCUGUUCUCCAAAGAUUUCAAGGAAUUCACGCAAGUGUCAGACAAAGAACCAACGAACAAACGAGGCGCGAGUGCUUAGAAUUUUACGAGGAAGACGAAAUCUUGGUGAUGUCGCCUUCAUUUAAAAAGAAGACAGUGCCCUUAUCUGAUGAACUGUCAUACAGUCCCACUUACAUAGAUCAUAAUUAGCAAACUUAUUAGUACAAUAUUUGCUGACGAUGUAGAUGCCAUUAAAUGGGAAAUUAAGCAUG